AUGGCAAAAGAAGAGGAGAUAACAGACUAUCUGACCAAAGAGCUUGUUGUGAACAAGAAUAUCGUCACAUAUCGUAGCCUCAGUCGCGCCUUGGGACUACAUGUCAACGUCGCUAAGAACGAGCUUGCACGAUACCUUGAAACGUACCAUGAUACCCCCGAGCGUGCCUGCGCUUCGUACAUGAUCUCCGGCGAACCCUUUCCCCGUCAACGACGAGGUUAUCGGGAUGAUUCAAUGGACGCGGACGAGGAAGACUCUGAAGAGAGCGACCUGACCACUGAACAAACUCGGAUGACGCUAACCACGGAGGAUGCGCUUGAAGAGGCACGGUCUCACUAUACCAAGAUUACGUCUACCUAUGUCUACAGUCUUUCGCCUGCGCCGAUACACGAAUCUGCACUGAUAUGCGAACCUGCGCGAGAAGUGCGUAAUGUAGAUAAGGGCAAAGGUCAGGAGUACGCUCUGCUGGUCGGUCGUAUAACUGGCGCACAUGUGAAGCACGGACCAUUACCGAAGGGAAACCCCAAAGCCGCAACUGCACCUCCGCCCGCUCCAUCAAAGUCGAAGGCCCCCGCGCUCGCAAAAUCCAUCCCCGCUCCAGCCCCCGAACCCGCUAAACCCAGAGAAGUCGAAGAGAAGUCCAAACCGGCAGGCCUCAAGGCGCCAGGACUGAAGGCCAAAGCGUCAGGCAAGAUCGACUUUGGAAAGAAGUCUGAGGAGUCCGUUGCUAAGAAGCCCUCGCCACCACCGAAGGAGAAAGAGAUCAAGCCAAAGAAGGAGGUCGCGAAGAAAGAGGUGAAGGCGGUCAAGAUGGAGGACGAGGAAGAAGAGGACGAGGACGAGCCUGCAAUGAAGUUCGGUCCACCGAGGGGCAAGAAGAAGACGGAGCCUGCCUCCAAGCCCCCACAGCGCGGCGUGAAACGUAAAUCAACAUUACAACUGUCCGACUCAGAAGAUGACACCCCGUCACCUUCUACGAGCAAACGUCCAACACCGCCGCCUGUCAAGCCUGCACCGUCAACUUCGAAGUCCAAGGCGGCGAUUCGGGGUAAGAAGAGUGUCGUGCUAUCGUCGGAUGAGGAGGAGCAGGUUGCGGCACGGAAACCGCGCAAGCAAACCGCCGCAGAGAAGGCAUUAAGCGCGAUGAUGGACAUCGAUGAUGAUACCGUGGAGAUCGUCAGCCGCCACAGUACACGGCCUCCGCCGUCCGACACGGAUGAUGUGGACAUGGGUUCUCCCGAAGCAGAGGAAACGUCUGAGGACGAGCCUGUGGUGACCAAGAAACCCGCGCGAAAGCCGAGGAAGGUCGUUCCUGUAGGCAAGAACGGUUUGAAGAAGCGACGUAUCAUCAAGAGUCGGACGGCGAUGGACGACAAAGGAUUCGUCGUCACGGAGGACUACUCGGAGUACGAAUCCGUCGAUGAAGAAGAGCCCGCACCGCCUCCGGCAGAGAAGAAAGGUCUCAAACCCUCUACUGGCAAGAAGGCUGAGAAGGCUGCGUCGAUCAAGGAGGACAAGCCCGCGCCGAAGAAGAAAGCUAGCGCGCCUGCACCGAAGAGGGUGGGGCAAUCUAAUAUACAGAACUUCUUUGGCAAGAAGUAG
This is a messenger RNA of Peniophora sp. CBMAI 1063, 1602 nucleotides long. NCBI's taxonomy places the organism in Eukaryota, Fungi, Basidiomycota, Agaricomycetes, Russulales, Peniophoraceae. The record is from the annotation of a GenBank genome assembly.